Messenger RNA from Eriocheir sinensis (Chinese mitten crab), 1093 nucleotides. RefSeq lists its product as uncharacterized. The record is from RefSeq and is a predicted model, not a curated record. Gene Ontology annotation, molecular function: zinc ion binding. The transcript has 3 exons. Lineage: Eukaryota; Metazoa; Arthropoda; Malacostraca; Decapoda; Varunidae. Bases 26 to 1093 code for a protein of 355 amino acids.
UGGGACACAGUCACCAGAAACGUUCAUGACCGACAACUGCAGCGCUAUGAAAGGAGCCUUGGCAGCAACCUGGCCUGCAGCUCGACAGUUUUUGUGUGUUUUUCACGUACUCCAGCAAGUGUGGCGAUGGCUACUAGACUCCAAACAUGCCAUAAAAAAGGAGGAUCGCCAGGAGAUGAUGGCUACCGUGAAGUCACUGGUAUAUGCAUCAUCGAAGGGUGAUUUCUUCAAAGCUUGGCAAGAGUUCAAAGCUAAUCCUCUUUCACAGAGGUACACCAACUUCAGCAGCUAUCUACAAUCAUUAAUGGAUAGGAGGGAAGAGUGGGCCAUUGCGUUCAGGGAAGGUGCAAUGCUACGGGGUCACCAUACGAACAAUUUCUGCGAGGCAACCAUGUGCAUCAUAAAGGAAGUUGUUCUUAACAGAUGCAAGGCAUACAACCCUGUGCAACUUAUUGUUUUCAUGGCCGAAAUAUUCAACGGCUACAUGAAAAAAAGACUGGUAGACGUUGCACUAGGGAGACGGAAAGUGAAGAACAUCAGUAUGGGCACACUUUCCCUGGAUGCAGUAACCCCCCUAGGAGGAGGAAAAUUUCAAGUAGCAAGUCAGUCUAAGGCUUCAGUUCAAUACAAAGUGGACAUGCAAACUGGCUUUUGCGAGUGCGUUGUGGGACAGACUGGCUCGCUCUGCAAACAUCAAGCCGCGUGUGCAGAGCACAGCAUGGUAGUUCUGCCCCAAGUUUUCACUGCCACAAGUGAAAACAGGCGAUGGCUGGCGUCUGUGGCAGUGGGCGAGGAAAAAACCCCUCCAGCAAGUUUUUUCGAGGGAUUGCUGGAAACACCAAAAAAAGUGCAUAAAGAAAAUUACUCCACCUCUGCAGCUGCAGAAUGUAUGUAUGACCAACCACUGUUGGAAAAUGACUCCAUUUCUACAGCUGCAGAGCUUAGUGCUAUGCACGACCAGCCAAUGUUGGAUCGUAAAGUGAAGAGUUCUAAUAAUCGGAGUGGAGAAUUGAAUGAAUUCAUGGCAACUCUUCAAACUCUAAAUGAUAAAUACGGGGAUGAAAACACUGGCUCAGCCUCAAAACAGCCAUAA